AUGCCGGGAUGGGGAGCAGUCGCUGAACGCUUUGUGGAUGCAGUAGAGCCGGUUCCAGAACGCGGUCCCUUGCUGGGCACGCCAGCUACCGAGCGGCACAUUCCUCGUCGAGGACGUCCGCCCGGAGAUGCAGCCAUGCGCCAGGACAUUUUGGCUAGACGCAGGGCUUUGGCGCUAGUGGAUGAGGAAUCACAGCGAAGUGACGGCGAGGAAAGUCUCGGGGAGCCAAGCUCGGAGACUGCACUCCUGUCAGUGUUGCCGUCCCCGCUGCACCAACAGUUGCUUCGGCAGCUUGUGGCCGUGAGGCAGAAGCGCGAGGGUUUGCCCGAGACUAGCGAAGACCGACCCAGCAACAUUGCCAGUUUUCUCAUCAAGAAUUCGGCCCGCAUGAUGUCGAAAACCAUGGCAUCCUUGGCUGCUAACACAAGCCAGAAAAUCUACGCACAUCGUGUGCCGCAGGUGGCCUGUGCAGCUUGGCAGUGCAUGUCCAUGCACUGGCAAGCUUUGACUGCCAAGGUAUGCCAGAUGUUGAAUCAAGGCUACCGGGGCUUAGUACUUGCCCGUGUACGAAAAUAUGACGAGAGUCCUUUCCUGGUGCGUGUCUCCGAGGAUAGCAAGGAGGUUUCUUCGUUCAGCAGAAGGUUUGGAGUGUCUUCGAAGUCAACUGCCAACCAGGGUAGCACAGCAAAGGUUGUCUCUACAAAGCAUCGCUUGAUGAUGUUGCUGCAGUCGCCCUCAGGCCAACAUUGCAUUUUGCAAGGGGAGGCACCCUCUCGCCUGCACCUCAUUGAGGCUCAGAAAGCCUCGCACUUCAAGAAGUGCCAAGACGCUUGCCUCAGGGACGUGAACUUACCUGACGACUUUGCGCAGAUGUUUGACCUUUGUGUCUCGCUUCCAGCUACAGACAGAUUUACAAGUAUGGUUCUCACCGAGAAAUGGCUCCACCAUGAGCGCCCGUUCUGGGUGACCUCGCACAGCUUCUGCUCCAUACACAGAAUGGCUGGUUCACAGGGCCACAUGUGCAGCUUGGUGCCAAACGAUGUCACUGGGAUGCUGUCGGCUGCACUGGCGACACAGAGUGCGGGGAGCAGCUCGUUCAUGAAAGAUUGUCUCUUCGACAUUUUGUGCGAACGUGUUGAGAUCGUACAUGGCGAGGCUUCUUGUGAAGAACACCGGAACAGUCUCUACAACUUGUUCCUGCCGCUCGAAGGAGACGACCGGCGCCUGCACGAGAAGCAGCGACUGAUGCUGGCAAAGUAUUUGAACGGCAAUGUUCAGGAUCGCAGCCGAGUCAUCCAUAUGACCACAGACACUUCGCUGACGAGGGAGUCUUUGCUGCAGGACAUGAGACAGUACCUCGUGCCAGCUCUUCUGCCGCAGAGCACGCCUCCGUUCUACAACCGGUCCAAGUGGCUAGGCGCAGAAAAGGCAAUCUCCUGGCACGGCGUGCUCGCGACACACCAUGACCUUCACAGGCUCCUUUUCGCCCGUUGGGCCGGCAUGAGCAAUGUUGUGGUAGCACCGAGCUCGCGUCCGAACCGUCCGGAGUGCAUUGGCUGGGCUGAGGUGGCCGCGUCAUCUUCUGCUGCAAACAGUUCGCCAGGUGCACCGAUGCCUUUGGCACCUGUGCAGCACAUGCCUGCCGACGAUGGGGUUGCUGAGGACCCGGAACCAGACUUUGAGGCCAAGCAGGAUUGGACGAAGUGGAACAAACGCCAGAAAGACAAGGCAGUGUGUUGGUCACAGGAGGAUGCGGAAAGACACUUGAUAGCUAUGCGCAUCGCUUGUGGCCCUUUCGUGCGAUUGCUACGACGAGCCUGUCACUUGUCCGGUCGCGGCUGGGAGAAGCAACAACUCUUGCAGGCAGCACGUGGUCACCCCAGGGACUUCCGCAUCCUAGAACUCCAUUACAAGCUGUGGCCCGAGUACAAGACGGAAGUUUCCAACUCGCUCCACUCGCCUGUGCCAGCAGUGCCGUUUAGGUUGCAAUCCCGUUCAGUGCAGCUUCGUGGACUGCUGACACGCAUGCAUGUGCGGGGUCUCUGCUCCUUGCAUCAGAACCUGGGAUGCUACGUGGACGGGUUCCCGCAGUCACUGUUUAAAGUACUGACGGCUCCUGAGCAGUGCCAGAAGGUUCUGGACAGGCCCCCGUGCUUGAGGGAUCCCUUGAGCAAGAAGAUCAUGGAGAGGUUCGACACUCCCGCCCUCUUGCAGAGCGCUGAAGGAACUGCCGUGCUCAGCGCACUGGCCUUGACGUACGAAAUCGACACCUACGAGGUGGAGAGAUCUUUCAGUGAGGUACGUCGGCGGAUCAAGAGCAAGGUUGCCCAGACAUGGAAGCCCACAGCUUCGGACAUCGCUGCAGAGAGCCUGCUGCGUUUCGCUUCCAACAGCAAGCUUCGAGGUCAACAGUUUCUGGGCAGGGAGAGCAAGCAGGCUCGCAAAGCACGGAAACUGAAGCAGGUCCAGGGCGGAGGGCCUUGGCGAGUCUUCUGUUCCCGCUUCUUUCGCGGACGACAGUUCAACAGGACAACAGUGAGGCAAGCAGCAGCUGAAUACCGGCGCAUCCGAGGCACUCCAGCCUUCGAGGAGUUGCGACAGAUAGGCAUGCUCAUGCACAUGCGCCGCCGUUACGGCAUGGGCGCAGUCGCAGAUGGGUUAGCUGAUGCUUCUCCUUCGAGGGACAUGCCCGGAGGAGCUUUGGUUGGCAGAGCGCCUCCGCAACACCCUCUGCAGCAACUGCGAAAGCAGCAAAGGGAGCUCGCGAAACAGAGCAGGGUAGAACAGGAAGCCCAGCUGCAGCAAAUCGUGGUGGCCUCUCGCAACAUCGCAGACAGGGCAGCGUUCCAGGGCACAUGGUCGCAGAUGGAGGCCAGUGCGCAGAUCGUGGCUGCGGACAAGGGCCGCCUGCUGUGCAGUCAUGCUGCUGCAGCUCCCCUGCAUGUGGAGUACUUCCCUGCGGCAGCUGAGCUUGUGUCGGACAGCGUGGGUGAGCUCUUCGAUCCUAGUCUUCCUCCACAAGCCCGCCCUGUACCACGUCUUUUCGGUGACCUUGCUGACGUAUGGGAAGAGGCAUGCAGCUUGAUUCGGACGACCAAAGAGGAGAAUAAGACCUAUGGCAAGAGCCCUGCCGACGGCAUUUUCCCGACAGACUGUGCCAAGUUGGGACGAUGCAUCUGCACCGGCAAGGGGCAGCAGUCCUGGUGGAUGCAUGGUAACAUUACACGGCUGCUGAACCAUUACCUGGCAACGCCCAAGACCAGAAAGCGGAAGCGUGGUGAGGCUCUGCCCGGAGAGAAGCAGAAAAACGAACAGACUGUGGACGACUCGGAGGACGUGAUGCCAGAAGCUCCCCCGAACAGCUGGGCGGGCGUAGCAGCGCGCAGGGCCCAGCUGCCGCUGCAGAGCAGAGCCGGGCCGGGCAGACGUGUCUGGGCACAUCUUGGUUACAUGAACCAUGCCCCCAUCUCGCACUACAUGUUCACGCUGGUGCCAGCGAGAGAGGGUGCUGCAGUCAGUGGCGGUGACAUGAUUCAGCUGCAACUUCCCGACCCCGUAAAUGCGCAACGCAGCAUGGACUUCUUCGAGCAGGCUCUAGACCUGCAGCUGCCGUGGCAGUUCACUCUUUACCAGAUGGAGGGACGUGUGGAGGGCUUUCUGCCGGAGAACUUGGCUCCCAACUCCUUCUUGGUUCGCCGACUUCUGGAGGUGCCAGCACAGCGUUUCUGGAUGGGCAGCGUCGAAGAGAUUCGAAGGCAUGGACCUGAGCCGCCACCUCCACGGCCGCCGCAGCGACCACGGGGCGGUGCUCGAUUGGCCAGUGGAAGACGCUCUGCGGCUCAAGGUGCGACUGUUCGUGUGCCUUCCUUGUUCCCACGUCGGCGUCGCCGACUUCUGCGAGAGCGCCAGGCAGAGCUGGAGGAGCAGGCAGAAGAGGAGGAGCUGACCGACGACGAGAGCCUAGAUGCUGGGCACUUGGAGAACAUGGAAGGCGAGGAGAGCGAGCUUGCGGACGACCCCGAGCUGCCAGAGUCGCCAGCGGAAGCGGCUGCGGCUGUAGAUCCGGAGCUUCGAGCAGCAGCAGCAGCUGUGGACCCUGACCGCGGCGUGGUGCCAGAUGUUCCUCCUGCAGUUGCGCCCCGUCCAGUGCACGAGGUGCUCCCUGACCGUCUGCCAGCAGAUGCCGUGCGUGUAGAUGUCGGGGACUACGGCGUCCUGAUCUACUAUCCAUCCACGAGGAGUUGCUUGGCUUUUUGCAGGCAUCCUGCGCACGAGAAAUGUCGGAAGCAACGUACCCUACUCGCGGGCCGCAAGAAAGGCCAAGGACGGCCACUGGGCUUUUUAGCCUCAUGGCUGACCCAAGCGGGCGAGUUCCGCGAUUCCACCGAUCAUGUGCAUUGUUUCGUCGGCACCUUGGCCAGCAGACGGGCGGGCCGAAGCUACCUCCUGACAUGUCCGGGCAGCGACCGCAUGUUCCCACUGGAGCGUCCACGUUUGGAGGGCGAGGACGAGGAGCCAGCGGAAUUCACUUGA
Messenger RNA from Symbiodinium sp. CCMP2592, 4533 nucleotides. Lineage: Eukaryota; Dinophyceae; Suessiales; Symbiodiniaceae. The record is from the annotation of a GenBank genome assembly.